AUGGCGUCAUCGCAAAUACGACAAUUUGCCACACUAAUAGACCAGUUGCCCUGUGAAUCCGAUGAUUUUAAUUUAAUGGGAAAUUUAGAAGAUUACAACAAAUGCUUCGAAGUACCUGGACAUAAUAAUAACCUAAAAAAUUAUGGUUCUUUUCCACAAUUUAAUUCAAAAAUAGGUGAUUAUAUAAAUACCAUACCCUCUAACAGUGAAAUUAAUUUAAAAUGUAAAAAAGGAAAUAAUAAAAAAAAUUAUAAUUGUUGUAUUAAAAAAAUUGCAAAUUUGGAAAAUCCAAAUAAUUCAAAAAAUAAAUUCAAUGAUGGAAACAAAUUAAAUCAUUCCAAUUUGAAAACUUCGAUAAAAAUUGCGUCUAAUUCAUAUAACAAUAAUUACCAAAAUAAACAAAUUAAUAAAAAAAAAACAAAUGAUGAAAAUUGUAUUAUAAAUAAAAAUAACAAAAAUGUAAACAAUAAAAGUUCUAAUAAUAAGAAUAAUACUAACAGCAGUAAUAAUUUUGAUGAAAAUAACAUCAAUCCAUUACUUUAUCACACUACAUUGCUUAAAAAUGAAACCAAUAGUUGCUCAAAAAAAAAUAUAAAUAAUUGUAUGAAAGAAAUAAGGUGUAAAAAUAGUAUAAGUAAAAAGGAUUUUCAAAAUAAAAAUACUGUGUGUAAAAUUAAUGAUGUAAUAUUAAAUGAAAGGUAUGAUAAUAAUUCAUCAAAUAAAUGUUCUCAUGUAAAUGUCACGGUCGGGCAUAAUGAUGGUCACAAUAAUGAAAGUGUUGAUUGUAUAAUGGUAAAUGUUCCUGAAAAUAAAAACAAUGUUAAUUAUAAUGAAAAUGGCAAUUAUGGACAUUUUGAGAAAUAUGAAAAAUGUAAUGAGUAUACUAACGAUGGUAAUGGAGAAAAUUACAACAAUUUGGGUAUCUGUGGUAAAUGUGAUAAUGAGGAUGUUUCUAUGUACAACUUUAGUAACACUAUAAACGAUAAUUCAUAUGAAGAUACUGAAAAAAAUAUUGUUUAUAGAUAUAACAUAAAUUCAAAUGUUGCGCAUUGCAAAAAUAAUAAAAAUAAUCAAAAUAAAAAAAAUUUAAGCAGUUUUAAAACGUGUCUUUAUACAAAUAAGGAUGAUCACGAUAAUGUGAAUAUGCCUUUUCGCAAGAACCAUCACAAUUUUUUCAUUUCAGCGGAUGAAUCAAACAAGAACAAUCAACGUAGUGAUUUACAAAUGGAUACUACAUUUUUUAAUAAUGAAGAAAAUAGUAACGAAAUAAACAAAAGUAAUGUUAGCAUAAACCAUAAAAAUCACGAUGAUUUGGGUGAUAAUUCCAAUUCAAAAGAAGCGUCUAAUGCAAACUCUAUUGUGAUAUACUAUAAAGAUUUUUGCGAUAUACUAAAAAAAAAUGAUGAAAUGAAUAAAAAGAUAUUAUUAUCAAAAAAAGCUAAGAUAAUUAAAAUUGAGCCUAAUAAGUCCUUAAUUAUAUUCCCAAUAAAUAUGCAUGAAUAUGGAGAUAAAUACAUUGCAGUAAAUCAAAAUGAUUUAUUAGAUUAUAUAGUAUCAUCAAUUGAAAUAGAUAAAGAUGAUAAUAAUAUAUCCUCAUUAAAAAUAAGAAAUUAUCAAAAAGAAAAAGAACUACAAAAUAUAAAAGCGGCUUAUAGUAUGCAGACAACAAAUAUACAUUAUUUAAUAAAUAGAGUCAUAUUUAAAGAAUGUGAAUAUGAAAAUUUAAAAAAUAUAAAUUUAACUUUAGAACAAGAAAUAAGUAAAUUAAUUCAAGAAGUAAAUUAUUUAUUAAUGUUAAAUAAAGAUGGAUUAUAUAUGCAAAAACUUUUUAUUGAUUAUAAAUGUAAAUGUGUUUUAAAAUUACAACAAUUACAACCUUUGUUAGGUGAUUAUUAUUUAGACAUAUUUAAUUGUAUAACUUCAUGUAGGACAUUAGGACAACUAAGUGUAUGGAUACCAUCCUUUGAGAUGAAAGAUAAUGGGUCGUUAGAAAAUAUUGCAAAUAGUUUAAUAAAUAUUUUAUUAAAUGGUUUAGCUGCCCCAAUAAAUUCAUCUCCUCAUUACUUUUAUAAUGGCAAAAACAGAAAUGAUAGUAAUAAUAAUAGUAAAGAAACAAACGGAAAAAAACAAUUUUUGAAUAAAUCAAUUUCCUUUAAUUCUGAAGAAGAUAUAUUUCUUAAUAAUAUGACAAAGGCAAACACUAGUGAUAAUUAUUUAGUUAACAAUUUGAAUAAUCUUAAUAUUAUAAGGGGGAAUAGCUCACAAUUGUGUAAUUGUUAUUCCUUAUCAUUGAAUAGUGAAUCUUCUUUUUUGGGAACAGAAGAAUUAUAUUUUAAUUCUUCAAAAUUUCCAUCUAUGCAUUCGGUUAUAUUAAAAAAUCCGAAUGACAAACGAGAUCCUACGAAAAAUGGAGUCGAUUUAGAACAUAUAUCCCAGCAAAGAAUGAUAGAUCAUCAAGGACUGAACAAAUUAAAUAGAUCUCAUACGACCCCUGAGCAAAUUUACAUAAACAAUGAAUUCUAUACUAAUAGUGAUAUUGGAAGUAAUAAUAGCCACUAUAUAUAUAAUAAUACUAACAUUAAAAACAGAAGUAAUACACUAGAUAAAUUUUUAAUAUCUCAAGAUGAUAAAAAAAAUUUUAAAAGAAAGCAACUUACAUCCAAUAAUGAAAAGAAAGAAAAUAAAAAAUUAAAAUAUAAAAGUAAAUCUGUGUUAAAUAAUAUUUUUCAAAAUAAUAGUGAAAUUGAAAUUAUGAAAAAUCCUAUAGUUCAAAAUACGAUUACCGAGCAGAAAGAAUUGGACAAAAAGGAUGAGGUUGUAAGUGAAAAAUAA
Messenger RNA from Plasmodium yoelii, 2832 nucleotides. Its product is annotated as conserved Plasmodium protein, unknown function. Lineage: Eukaryota; Apicomplexa; Aconoidasida; Haemosporida; Plasmodiidae. Bases 1 to 2832 code for a protein of 943 amino acids. The record is from RefSeq and is a predicted model, not a curated record. The transcript has 2 exons.